Amoebophrya sp. A120 is the source of this 5431-nucleotide messenger RNA. NCBI's taxonomy places the organism in Eukaryota, Dinophyceae, Syndiniales, Amoebophryaceae. The record is from the annotation of a GenBank genome assembly.
CUUUAACCUUAAGCUUCUACUUCCCCUGGAUGAACUGGCAAUAAAUUUACGUGUGCCCCCCUAGUACUAUCCGACGUAGAAGUUCCCAUAGUUUUGACUCAUGCUUUGAUCAGGCGUACUGUCUUGUUGAAGUGUAUGGAGCUCCACUUCUACCUCAGCAGCCAGUUUACAAAGUCCAUUGGUCGAUGUGGUCCUCACGCUGAAGUGCAGCACGACUACCACCUUGAAGCUAUGGCUAUGACAGCUUCGAAGAUGAAGAAAGAGCUGCGGGGAUUUUCGAAGGUGGUCAUGGUCAAGCUCCUUCUGAUUGCGCAUAACCUCUUUCUCCACGAGCACGAUAUCGAGCUUAUUGGUUUCCGCUACACGACCCUGCUUGGUCCCUGUGUAGUUAAUGCACUGAAACUGACCGGGCAGCAUCAAGAACACGGUAGCAACUUGCAGCAAUGGAAGGAGCGCAGAGGACGCAGCCACAGUCUCCUGGAGGAGAAAAGAAAGAGUAACAAGGGACGGAACGAUCCGCAUCCAACUGCGACAACUUCUACAACGAGUCCUCCCGCCCCUGCACGGCCACUUUUGGGCGGAACAACUACAGACAGAAAUCUUCAACGCCCUGCAGCAGCGCGACAUACAAAGCAUGAGGCGCACCGGAAGGUGGGUGAGCCCGUCGUUUUUGUCGUUGCGCCGGAUGACGGACACCUGGUCAAGGAACUCUCCACCGAAGCAGACUUAGCCCACACUCAGGAUCUUGCAGAAAUGAGCAGGCGGGGGCCGUUGAGACCACCGGCAGGUAGUGCUGGAGCAACAUCAGCUUCCACUCCGUCAGAAAAUGGUGAAGUGGAUGCUCAAAAUGUCGGAGUUUCCUCAGCAUCACCGUCUCCCACUGCUGGUGCAGAGGAAGUUGUGCUCAACCAGAAUGCAGCAGCGUCGAACAACAGUGCAGUUGAGAACAACAAACCCGCCAGUAGAAUAGCAGCAGCUUUUUUGGAACGUAGUAGACAUGAAGAAACAGACAGAGCAUGGAGGACCACCACCAGCACGACGGUGGAGAGAAACAAGCAAGAAGAAGCGUCAGCAUCAUCCUCAUCCACCCGGUUGAACCUCGAGCCUCCCGGUGUGGACAUGGCGAUCCGCGACGACCCACCAAAAAUCUGGCAAGACACGCUGAAACUCCACAAUCUCUACCGCUGCAUGCACGACGUGCCUCCUUUGGUGUGGAGCGACGCACUAUCAAAUGUAAAAAUGUCUGGGUCUGGAAGAUUCUGAGAUUUGUCAUGCAGUUUUUCCAAGCUCCGCCAAGUCUCGAAUGCAGGGCCUAGCACCACAGGUUCUGCAGCCCCUUGGUGAUGCCUAUUCUGCAUUUGAAAUGUCCCCUCGGCAUUAGGGGUUCAAGUAGAAGAUCACUAGGGUUUACUCAUCGGGGAGAUAACCUCGUACAAAAUCGGCACCCUUUUUUUUACUUUCUUUUACCACUUUCCUAGCGCUAUAAGCUCCUGCCGGGGUCUGGUCGAGAAGGCAGACCGAGAUCAGCGGAUCCGUUUCUUUUUGUUCCUCCAGUGUGGAGCGGCAGCACCAUCGUGGUGCUUUUUUUCCCCGCGACGCGAUCACUGGAUCCUAGUAGCGCUAGACCCCUUUUCGCAGGCGCUCCUAAAGUGAGCCUUUUGCCGGUGCUGGCGCACUAAAAAAGAACCUCGAGACGGGGAAAAGCAGAAGCACGAAAGAGAAGACGGAGGCGGGGCACAGAAGAAAAGGGGAGUGGGGCAUUAGGGAAAAAGAAGAGAAAAAAAGACGAGCGGGGGGGAAGGACUAAAGAACAAAAAAAAGAGCUGCAACUGUCUGGGAGUUUGCAUGUCGAAGUCGUUCGGACUAGGUUUAUUACCAAAGUGGCGCCAGGGUUGCUAAUUUAAAGACUGCGCUAAGGCAGCACCCCCCUUCCCCAAGGGGUCCCCCCGGGGCGGGCGCGGUGGCGGCUCUGCAAGCGCGGAGCUCCGCGGGCCGAUUCUCUGAAAACGCACACAAAAGGGUGCUGGAAGCAGAUCGGUAAGAAGUGUCUCAAAGGGACACGCCGUUGGGUCGUCCGCCAUCGUGAUAGGAUCACCGUGUCUGAUCAUUAGACCCCCUGUAUAUUUUUUAGCGCGCAACCGGUCACAGAGGUAAGUCCUUGAGCAAGUUUGUAAGACUAACCCAUCAAGGCAAUGCUGGAGCUCCACCUUGCUCGUGGGCUUGGAUGGUAAGGCAGGUCAGCCACACAUAGCGCCCACUGGUUGUAGCCAUGCGUAAGCAAUCGAUAGCGGUUUUGCAGGUGCAGCCGGGUGGUAGUUAGGAAGUGGGCAGCGUCUCCACCUAGGGGCAUCGGCAGAGGCUAAAUCUGUUCUAACGCCCAGGUAUUGGCAGAGGCUAAAUCUGUUCUAACGCCCACCCGCCAGGAGUUAAAUGGUACUACUACUACUACUACUAUGGCAUGGCUAGACAUGGGGACCUUUUGCAAGUCAUGCAACACAGAUUUUUGUAUGAUUCGCAACACGCAUCACAAGUUCGCAUCCACCUUCCAGACCCAGACAUUUUUACAUUUGAUACGCACUCGCCCGGUCCGCCGAGAACUACGCCCAGAGCGAGAACUGCCAGACGCUAUGAAUUGCAAAAGUAUCGUACUAGUCUGAAUUGCAAUACAAAUUUUCUCAGCAUGAGAAAUAAAAUUUGUAUUUGCGGAUUUAACUUGAGAAAGAAAUUUGUAAUGCAUGAAUGGGAUUACUACGAGUGCGAUACUUUUGCACAGGAUAGACGCAGGACUUGUGCAAUUCGGAGCACAGCAACAAGGACGUCUACCGGACGAAAACCCCAAACUUCCCCAUCGAGGAAGACCCGCCACGGGUGUGGACCGCAUUUCUCGGGGAGAACCUAGCUUGGGACACCUAUCAAGUGUAAAAGUGUCUGGGUCUGGAAGAAUGCAACUUGUCAUGCUAAAUCUAAAACAUGCAAAAAUCUGUGUUGCGUGAUUACCAAAAGUCGUUCAGUUUUGACCUAGUCGGCAGGGAGUUUCUCAUGCAGGAUAGGCAUGAGAGAGCUCGCGCAGCAUCUGUCAUGCUAGGUCCUGCCAAACAGAUGUCAUGGGUCAUGGAAAAGCUGCAUGACAAAUCGCGCAUUCUUUCAGACUCAGACACUUUUACACUUGAUAACACCUCCUACGACACCAGUGCCGAGCCGCUGAACCUCGCCCAGGCGACGGCCGCCUGGUACGAGACCGAGGUCUGCGCCACUGUGGACACUAUCCCAGAGAAAAAAGCUGGCAGGUCAUAUUUGUAAUGCAAAAAUAAAUACACAAAAAAACCUUUGCAUAUCCGAAGCAGCAUGCUAUGGGGCCGCCCAUGACAAUUUUUUCUGUGUGCUUAUUUUUGCAUUACAAAUAUGCGCUGCCAGCUUUUUUCUCUGGGAUAGGCACGCAGAACUGCGCGGGGGGCGUGGUGGACCGCGACUGCGCGCGGAGUCUGUGGGUGCCGGACCUGUGGACGGAGUUUGUGGAAAAGUUCGGGAACGAACUCCUAGAGCAGGGCCAGCACGCCGCAUUUCCGCGGGACGACUAUCCCUUCAACGGGGAAGCCACGGCGGACUGGGUGCGGCGGACCAACGUGCACCCCGACCGUUUUUUUGUCCCCGGCAUCCCCUCCUGCCCGGUGGGCAAGUGGACGCAGCGGGAGGACAUCAAAGGUUUCGGGGGGCCGCAGACGUCCCGGACCCCGUACGGGCAGGUUGGUCACUUUACACAGAUGGUGUGGAACUCCACGUCCCACGUGGGGUGCGCGUACGCCGCCGUGCGCCAGAACGUGGUGUGCCACUACGCCGUAUUAAGUGCAAAUAUGUCUGGGUCUGGAAACUUGUGAUGCAUGUCAGUGAACAGGAAGCACACUGUAAUGCACGGCCAAGCAUGACAGAUUUUCUCGUGGCUAUCUGUUGCGUAUCCCGCAUGAGAAACAUCGUUUUUUCACGACAGACAAGAGGAGGUCUUCGUGGCCACGCAAUACAGAGUUCAGAGUCAUGCCAAACUAGCAUGAGAAGUAUCGCAAUCUUCCAGACCCAGACAUAUUUGCAAUGCAUACGCUGCGGCCGGCAACAUUGUCGAGGCGGACGCGAAGGGGAACAUCGUCUUCAAGCCGGACAUAUGAAGUGCAAAUAUGUCUGGGUCUGGAAGAGUACAAACUUGUCAUGCAGAAUUUUCAUGCCCCAUAAGGUCUUAAAUGCAGGACCUAGCAUGACAGAUUCUGCGGGGUCUCUAUCUUGCCUGUCCUGCAUAAGAAACUCCCUCUCACGGUGGUCAGAAAAGGGCAACUUUUGGCGAUCACGCAAGACAGAUUUUUGUGUGAUCCACAGGACACAUCACAAGUUUCAUCCUUCCAGACCCAUACAUAAGUAUUUGCAAUGCAUAGGACAAGGUGUUUCCAAUCAAGAAAACCUCGACGGAAUGCGAAAACAGCCUCGGCGUCUACUGGCCGCAGCAGGGCCGCGGAGCGGGAGAGCAACUGCUGGGCGCGGGAAGUGCCCGAGUAAACCCGACGCCGGGCAUGUACACGCCGCCGCCGCAGAACCAGAACGCGCAGCCGGUUCGUCUCGGGGGCGCUGCGGAGGGCGGGAGCAGCUCCAACGGAGAUGGCGAGACGCUGCGAGCCCCCGGACAAGAACUCGUGAAGAGUUCGUCUGAAGGCGCCAGCGACGCCCCGCCGGACGCGUCCUGUUGCUGAGCUGCUGCUGCUGCUGCCAACUGCAGGAGCAGCAGGAGCUGCGGUAGCUCGUGCGCAGUUUGUACUUGUAAAGCAAAAAUGUAUUCAAAUCAAUUUCAACGUGAGUAGAAAUAGAAAACGACUACUGUCGUUCGUUGCCUCGAGUUGUUAUUCCUUCAAUCCAGUAUACCCAAUUUCUAUUGUUCCCCGGAUUUAUUUGUUUUAGUCGAUUUACAACCCGUCGUGGUAACUAUGCUAAAACGUCUUCCUCAUAAUGCCCGUUUCAAAAAGAAGAAUUGCCCAUCUUCACCCACAAGCGAACUAACCUCGCAAGUUUUUCCCCUUCACGAUAACGCCACUUCUUCUAUGGAUGCGCAGUAAGCAUAUUAAAUCCGCGAAAACUCGAAUUUUGUUGGGGCGGCGAAGUCGAAGAUGUGCUUUUUCGACCUCUAAGUAUGCCAAAGUGAUUUUGUCGAAAUCCCACUGACAAAUGGUUUUUAUAUUCAUGUGGAAGACGAAACACGAAACACGAAAGCCUGGAGAAGAAGACGAGGGUCGAAGACACAGUCUCGACAUUUUACUACACAGCAACGACGUAGCGACGUUGUAUAAAUAAGUAAAAGAUAGACAGAAAUAGUACGUGAGCAGAUAAAUCAGGAAAAAGAAAACUCGAGUUGUUGUUGGGAUGAACCCAAAUAAGCAGAAUUAAAGGCGAAGCACCU